Molecule: messenger RNA, 10623 nt
Organism: Sinocyclocheilus anshuiensis
Lineage: Eukaryota; Metazoa; Chordata; Actinopteri; Cypriniformes; Cyprinidae
Product: CUB and sushi domain-containing protein 1-like
Exons: 70
Coding region: 1-10587 (3528 amino acids)
Source: RefSeq, a predicted model, not a curated record
AUGACUGUGCCCCAGUCCAUAAAUACGUGGUUGGUUGAGUUUGGUGUGGAAGAACUUGACUGGCCCACACAGAGCCCUGACCUCAACCCAAUCAAAGACCUUAGGGAUGAGCUGGAAGGGAGAUUCCACACCAACAUUAAUGAUUGCUCCGCUUCUUGGCACAAAUGUCAGGCACACCAGAUUAUUGAGAACCGCCGCGCUGAGAAUCCAAAUUUCGCCAAAUCAUAUUUGAUCGCCAAAAACUUCAAAAAGCAACUCGGAGAAAAAUAUAAUUGGCCGCGGACCCUCUAUCGACUCAGGCACUCCGAUGAUCCUUAUGUUGUUCCGUCUACUCCGCGCUUCCAGAUCAGCGUUCUGCCAAGUCACACCUGUGGAAAUCCAGGGUUGAUACCGAGAGGGAUUAUCCAUGGGACCAGGUACAACGUCGGAGACAAGAUCCGCUACAGUUGUGUGAUGGGAUACGUUUUGGAGGGGCAUGCAGUGCUCACGUGCAUAGUGAGCCCAGGAAGUGGUGCAUCAUGGGAUUUCCCAGCACCAUUUUGUAGAGCUGAAGGAUCAUGUGGUGGGACGUUAAGAGGAACAACAGGGACAAUAUCAAGUCCCCACUUUCCUUCAGAGUAUGACAACAAUGCUGACUGCACGUGGAGUAUUCUGGCCGAGCCGGGAGACACUAUUGCCCUAGUCUUCACAGACUUCCAGCUAGAAGAUAGAUAUGACUUUCUAGAGAUCAGUGGCACAGAAGCACCGUCAAUAUGGCUGACUGGAAUGAAUUUGCCAUCCCCUGUCAUCAGUAGCAAGAAUUGGCUGCGGCUUCACUUCACAUCUGACAGCAACCAUCGGAGGAAAGGAUUUAGUGCCCAGUAUCAAGUGAAGAAGGCCAUCGAGCUGAAAUCCAGAGGGGUGAAAAUGCUCCCGAGCAAGGAUACAAGUCACAAAAAUGCAGUCUUAAGCCAAGGUGGGAUGGCUGCAGACAUUUGUCCAGAUCCGGGGAUUCCUGAGAAUGGGAAAAGAAUUGGCUCCAGCUUCCAGGUCGGAGCCAGCAUCCAGUUUUCCUGUGACGACAGCUACGUACUGCAGGGAUCAAAGAGCAUCACUUGCCAGAGAGUGACUGAGACCCUGGCGGCCUGGAGUGACCACAGGCCUAUCUGUCGGACUAGGACCUGUGGCUCUAAUUUGCGGGGCCCUAAAGGCAUCAUAACGUCUCCAAAUUACCCCGUCCAGUAUGAGAAUAACGCACACUGUGUGUGGGUCAUAACAGCGGUGGAUCCAGAGAAGGUCAUCAAGCUGGCUUUUGAAGAGUUUGAUCUAGAGCGAGCAUACGAUACAUUAACAGUGGGCGACGGAGGGAAGAUAGGUGAUGCUCGAAGAGUCCUUUAUGUCCUCACGGGAUCCAGCGUGCCCGAUUUGAUUGUGAGUAUGAGUAACCAGAUGUGGCUCCAUCUGCAGUCCGAUGACACGAUUGGAUCGCAAGGUUUCAAGGCUGUAUAUGAAGAAAUUGAGAAAGGUGGAUGUGGAGACCCAGGCGCCCCUGCAUAUGGAAAGCGAACUGGGGACCGUUUUUUACACGGUGAUGUGCUGACCUUUGAGUGUCAGGCUGCUUUUGAAUUGGUUGGCGAGAGGACAAUAUCGUGCCAGCAAAAUAACCAGUGGUCUGGAAACAAACCCAGCUGCGUCUUCUCCUGCUUCUUCAAUUUCACCACUCCGUCAGGCAUCAUCCUCUCGUCAAACUACCCAGAGGAAUACGGAAACAACAUGAACUGUGUGUGGCUCAUUAUAGCGGAGCCGGGCAAUCGGAUCCAUCUCAUUUUCAGUGAUUUUGAGUUGGAGCCCCAGUUUGACUAUCUUAUUGUGAAAGACGAUGGCAUGCCGGAGCCCACCACUUUUGGAACGUUCUCUGGGAAGGAUGUACCAUCGCAGAUCGCCAGUAAUGGGCAUAUAAUGCGCUUGGAGUUCCAGUCGGACCACUCAAACACGGGAAAGGGGUUUAACAUCACCUACACAACUUUUGGACAAAAUGAAUGUCACGACCCUGGUAUUCCCAUCAACGGGCAGCGCUUUGGAGUGCACUUCUUACUGGGCAGCUCAGUGCUCUUCACGUGUGAUGAGGGCUUCAUCAAAACCCACGGAUCCGAAUCCAUCACCUGUGUCAUCCAGGAUGGAAAUGUGGUGUGGAAUGCGGCCGUCCCCCGGUGUGAAGCUCCAUGUGGCGGACAUCUAACGGCUCCCAUAGGAGUCUUACUGUCCCCUGGCUGGCCCGGGUACUACAAAGACUCCCUCAACUGCGAAUGGAUGAUUGAAGCCAGAAAGGAUCAUGCCAUCAAGAUAUCUUUUGACAGGUUUCAGACGGAGGUUAAUUACGACACGCUGGAGGUUCGGGACGGGCCCUCCAACUCGUCGCCUCUGAUCGGCGAGUACCACGGCACUCAGGCCCCCCACUUCCUCAUCAGCACCGGCAAUUACAUGUACCUGCUCUUUACCACCGACAACAGCCGUUCCAGUGAAGGCUUCCAGAUCCGCUAUGAGAGCAUUAUGAUGGAAACAGAUUCCUGUUUAGAUCCAGGUAUCCCGGUGAAUGGGAAAAGGCACGGGGACAAUUUUGCCAUCGGCUCCAGAGUGACGUUCAGCUGUGAUCAAGGCUAUACUCUGAGUGAUGAUGAACCCAUUGUGUGUGAGAGGAACCAUCAGUGGAACCACGCCCUGCCCAGCUGUGACGGGAUUGAAACAUUGAUUCAGCAUGAUGGGCUCUCACCAGAGCCUGACCUUCAUUACAGACAGGACAGAUACUCCCCAUUUGUUUGUGGGAAUGACGGCAGCUUCACAGAGCCGGUGGCCAGGCUCACAGGCUCCGUCCUGCCGCCCUCCAUCAAAGCAGGCCUGUUUGGCAACUUCAGCGUCCAGCUACGCUUCGUCUCGGACUUCUCCAUGUCAUACGAGGGAUUCAAUAUCACCUUCUCUGAGUACAGCUUGGAGCCAUGUGAGGAUCCGGGAGUACCCGCAUACAGCAGGAGGGUGGGCUUCCAGUUCGGGGUCGGCGACUCGCUGGUCUUUUCCUGCUUUGCGGGCUACCGUCUGGAAGGCGAGAGUAAGAUCACUUGCUUGGGUGGAGGCCGGAGAAUGUGGAGUGCAGCCCUGCCCAGAUGUGUGGCUGAGUGUGGAGCCACUUUUGUGGGCAGUCAGGGUGUCCUGCUGUCCCCCAAUUACCCAGCAAAUUACGACAACAACCAUGAGUGCAUCUACCGCAUUGAGACCAACAGAGGCAAGGGGAUUCAAAUCACAGCCACCACCUUCCAGCUUCACGAGGGAGAUUUCCUCAAGAAGAAAGAUGGUCCCUUAAGACCAAUAAGGCCACUAAUUAAGUCACAAAUGAAGGAUAAGAAUGAGGUGCAAUUCCAAACACAUAACGACAUGUCUGAUGUCAUCCUCAACAGCACGUCCAACCAUCUCUGGAUGGAGUUUAACAGCAAUGGUACCGGUUCCAGCAAAGGAUUCAAGCUGUCGUACAGUAGUUUUGACCUUGUCAAAUGUGAGGAGCCGGGGACGCCUAAUUAUGGCUACAAAAUCCAAGACGAUGGCCAUUUUGCAGAUACAUACGUUUUGUACAGUUGCAAUCCUGGAUACACACUGCAUGGAAGCAGCACGCUGACGUGCCUCAGUGGAGACCGUAGGGUGUGGGACAAACCACUUCCAUCUUGUAUUGCCGAGUGCGGAGGACACACUAGUGGCGCCACAUCUGGACGGAUUCUGUCUCCUGGUUACCCGGCCCCCUAUGACAACAACCUUCACUGCACCUGGUCCAUUGAGGCGGACACAGGCAAAACCAUCAGCCUCCACUUCAUAGUCUUUGAAACAGAAGUGGACCAUGACAUUCUGAAGGUUUGGGAUGGACCAGCGGAGAGUGGCAUUCUGCUGAAAGAGUGGAGUGGAUCGCUUUUACCCGAGGACACUCACAGUACCUUCAACAUCCUCACGCUUCAGUUUGACAGCGAUUACUUCAUUAGCAAGUCUGGUUUCUCCAUCCAGUUCUCUACUACAGUUGCCACGACCUGCAACGACCCAGGGACCCCUCAAAAUGGGACACGCUAUGGAGACAGCAGGGAGCCUGGCGACACCAUUUCCUUUCAGUGUGACCCUGGGUACCAGAUUCAAGGAGUGUCUGAAAUCACUUGCGUUCAGCUAAACAGCCGAUUUUUCUGGCAGCCGGACCCACCCACCUGCAUCGCUACCUGUGGGGGCAAUGUGACAGGGCCUGCUGGGGUAAUUCUAUCACCCAACUAUCCCCAACCCUACCCACCAGGAAAAGAGUGUGACUGGCGGAUAAAAGUCAACCCUGACUUUGUCAUCGCUUUAAUCUUCAAAAGUUUUAACAUGGAGCCCAGCUAUGACUUCCUCCAUAUCUAUGACGGUGAGGACUCCAACGGACCCCUGAUCAUCAGUCUGCAGGGCAACCAGGUUCCUGAGCGCAUCGAAAGCAGUGGAAACAGCCUUUUUCUGGCCUUCCGCAGUGAUGCCUCCCUGGGGAUGUCUGGUUUUGCUAUCGAAUAUAAAGAAAAGCCACGAGAAGCAUGCUUUGACCCUGGGAACAUAAUGAAUGGAACUAGACUGGGAAUGGACUACAAGUUGGGAUCAACUGUAACAUAUCAGUGUGAUUCUGGGUACACCAUUGCAGGACCACCCACUCUCACCUGCAUCAUGGGGGCUGAUGGGAAACCUGUAUGGGACAAAGCUCUGCCUACGUGUAAAGCACCAUGCGGUGGGCAGUACACUGGAUCAGAGGGAGUGGUAGUAUCCCCAAAUUACCCUCUCAACUACACGACAGGCCAGACCUGCUCCUACCACAUCACAGUGUCUGGAGAAUUUGUGGUGUUUGGUCAAUUUGCCUAUUUCCAGACAGCCAUGAACGACUCCGUUGAGCUAUUUGAUGGGCCCAAUCAGAAUUCUAGGCUGCUAAGCUCCCUGGCUGGGUCUCAUUCCGGAGAAACGUUGCCCUUGGCCACCUCAAACCAAAUCAUGCUGAGAUUCAGCACAAAAAGUGGCCCGUCCGCCAAAGGUUUCCAUUUUGUUUACCAAGCUGUUCCACGCACCAGUGAUACACAGUGCAGCUCCAUCCCAGAGCCCAGAUACGGCAGGCGGAUUGGGUCCGAAUUCUCAGCUGGCUCCAUUGUUCGUUUCGAGUGCAACCCUGGAUACCUCCUCCAGGGAUCCAAAGCCAUCAAGUGUCACGUAGUCCCUAACGCUCUGGCGCAGUGGAAUGACACCAUCCCGAAUUGUAUAGUCCCAUGCAGUGGGAAUCUGACAGAAAGGAGAGGUACCAUCCUCUCCCCCGGGUUCCCGGAGCCUUAUGGGAACAGCCUGAACUGUGUGUGGAAAAUCAUUGUUACCGAAGGAGCUGGUAUCCAGAUCCAAGUCAUGAGCUUUGCCACCGAGCAUAACUGGGACUCGUUAGAAAUCUAUGAUGGUGGAGAUAUGGCAGCUCCAAAGCUCGGGAGCUUUUCAGGUACAACAGCUCCAGCCUUGUUGAACAGCACCUCCAACCAGCUUUACCUGCACUUCCAUACAGAUAUCAGUGUCGUCGCGGCUGGAUUUCACCUUGAGUACAAAACCGUGGGACUGACGACCUGCCCGGAGCCCGUGAUCCCGGCCAAUGGCAUCAAGAAUGGCGACAGGUACAUGGUGAACGAGGUUGUGUCAUUCAGCUGUGAGCCGGGGUAUGUGCUUCAGGGACAUUCUCACAUAACGUGUAUGCCGGGAACCGUGCGUCGCUGGAACUACCCCCCUCCGCUCUGUAUCGCGAAGUGCGGCGGGACCCUGUACAAUAUGAGCAAUGUGGUCCUGAGCCCGGGUUUCCCUGGGAACUACCCUGGAAACUUGGACUGCACCUGGAGAAUCGUGCUUCCUGUUGGAUACGGGGCACACAUCCAAUUUCUCAACUUCACCUCUGAGGAUAACCACGAUUUUGUAGAGGUUCGCAAUGGGCCGCACCACAGCAGCUCUCUGAUUGGACAGUUCAGCGGAAGCCAAGUGCCGCCCCCUAUACUGAGCAGCACUCACGAAACCGUCAUCCACUUCUACAGCGACCACUCCGAGAACAGACAGGGCUUCAAACUCACUUAUCAAGCAUAUGAAUUACAAAACUGUCAAGACCCAUAUCCAUUCCACAACGGGUAUAUCAUCAACAGCGAUUUCAACGCAGGCCAAUCCGUAACAUUUGAAUGCUUCCCGGGAUACGUGUUAGUCGGCUACCCUGUGCUAACAUGCCAGCACGGAAUCAACAGGAAGUGGAACCACCCCUUUCCUCGCUGUGAAGCUCCCUGUGGCUACAACGUGACGGCUCCAAACGGCACCAUUUUCUCUCCAGAGUACCCAAAUGAGUACCCAGACUCUCAGGACUGCACUUGGCUCAUCACCGUGCCCCAUGGUCAUGGGGUUUACAUCAACUUCACCCUGCUCCAAACUGAGCCUGUGACUGACUAUAUCGCUGUCUGGGACGGCCCAGAGCAAAGCUACCCGCAGCUGGGAAUUUUCAGCGGCAACACAGCCCUCGAGUCAGCCUACAGCACUCUCAAUCAGGUUCUUAUCAAGUUCCACAGCGACUUCUCGACAAGUGGAUUCUUUGUCCUUAAUUUCCAUGCUUAUCGACUCAAGAAAUGCCCUCCUCCCCCUACGGUUGAACAAGCAGAGAUAUUAUUUGAAGACCAGGACUAUGAAAUUGGUGACAUUGUGAGGUAUCGAUGCUUUCCUGGAUUUACAUUGGCUGGCAGCGAUGAGCUCACCUGUAAACUGAAUUCUCACCUGCAGUUUGAGGGUCCACCACCAGUGUGUGAAGCUCAGUGUCCUGCAAAUGAGGAACGGUCUGCCUCCUCUGGUGUGAUCCUGAGUCCAGGAUUCCCAAAAAACUACCCCAACUCCCAGACCUGCUCCUGGAUCAUCAGAGUGCAGCCUGCCUUCACCAUCGCCAUUUAUGUGGAAAUGUUCCAGAGCGAGAAGCAGUUUGACGAACUGGAGAUCUUUGAUGGGCCAUCUGGACAGAGUCCGUUGCUGGUGGCUUUGAGUGGGAACCACUCCACACAAUUGAAUUUCACUAGCAAAACAAACCAGCUUUACCUCAGAUGGUCAACUGAUCAUGCAACCAGCAAGAAAGGCUUCAAAAUACGCUACACAGCUGCGUACUGCAGUGUGAACGAUCCACCCAAGAAUGGAGGAGUCAUCAAUAGGGCGAGAGAUCGGCUAGGCAGCAGGCUCCAGUAUUACUGCAACGCUGGUUACAGGCUUGUGGGUCACAGAAAUGCUACAUGCAGACUUCAUCCCAGUGGGCUUUACCAGUGGGACAAUCCGGCCCCACUGUGCCAAGCUGUGUCUUGCGGAGCACCAGAGUCUCCUGCUAAUGGGUCGUUCCACGGCUUCCAAUACACAGUGGGCAGUGAGGUGCAGUACCAAUGCGAGGAGGGCUAUAAGCCUGACGUGAGCAGCCUGCUCACCGCCGUCUGCCUGGAGGAUGGCACCUGGAGCAACGUGGCACAUCCUACCCGUUGUUUACCGGUUCAGUGCCCUAACAUUGAGAGCAUGCUCUCAGAACACAUGGUGUGGCGUCUCAUCUCAGGCUCGCUGAAUGAGUUCGGUGCACGACUAAUGCUGAGCUGCUCCCCGGGCUACUAUCUGAUGGGCAGGAGGACCAUCAAAUGCUUAGCUAAUGCAACAUGGGAAGGGCUGGAGGAGAAGUCUACCUGCAAGAUCAUUUCCUGUGGGGAGCUUCCAUCCCCUCCUAAUGGCAAGAAGAUGGGCACCCUGACUACCUAUGGCGCCACAGCUAUCUUCAUGUGUAACACAGGGUACACUUUAGUGGGCUCGCACGUGAGGGAGUGUCAGGCUAACGGUCUCUGGAGGGGAGAUGAGACCAAAUGUCUGGCUGGUCAUUGUGAUUCUCCGGAUCCGAUUGUUAAUGGCCACAUCAGUGGUGAUGGAUCUAGUUAUAGGGACACGGUCGUUUAUCAGUGCAACCUGGGCUUUCGACUCAUAGGGACGUCAGUUCGUAUCUGCCAACAAGACCACAGAUGGUCAGGCCAAGCACCUGUGUGUGUUCCUAUAACCUGCGGCCAUCCUGGAAACCCUGCAAACGGUCGGACAAACGGCAGCGAGUUUAAUCUCAACGACGUGGUCAACUUCACCUGCAACACAGGCUAUUUGUUGCACGGUGCAUCCAGAGCGCAGUGUCGAAUGAACGGACAGUGGAGCAACCCUCUACCUGUGUGCAAGGUGGUAAACUGCUCUGAUCCGGGCUUUGUGGAGAACACCAUUCGUCACUCUCAACAGCGCUACCCCGAGAGCUUCAACUACAGAAACACCGUGAUGUAUCACUGCAAGAGGGGCUUCUAUCUGCUCGGCUCCUCCGUCCUCACCUGCCAGUCAAAUGGCUUCUGGGACAGAUCACUUCCUAAGUGCCUUCCAAUAUCCUGCAGUGAUCCCGGCACACCGCCAUUUGCUGUCAUGUCGGGCCAGAAGUUCACCACCAGAGCCGUGGUCCAUUACUCCUGCAGCCAGGGCCGAACUCUGGUGGGGAAUGCCACGCGCCAGUGUCUAGAUGAUGGCCGGUGGAGCGGCUCGCCACCCUACUGCUCAGGCGAUAAUCCGGGAUUCUGUGGCGAUCCGGGAAUUCCUCCUCAUGGUUCUCGUCUUGGGGAGGAGUUCAGGCAUAAAAGCCUCCUACGGUUCACGUGCGAAGCGGGCUACGUGCUGAUCGGAUCUUCCGAGCGCACAUGUCUGCAGAACGGCUCCUGGAGCAGAAUCCAGCCCGUGUGUGAAGCUGUAUCCUGUGGAAACCCUGGAACGCCAGCCUACGCCAGGAUCGUUUUCAGCGACGGUAUGCUGUUUCCUAGCUCAGUGACGUACGCCUGCUGGGAGGGCUACAAGACCUCUGGCCUCACCACUCGCCAUUGCACCACCAAUGGCACCUGGACCGGCUCAGCACCAGAUUGCAUUGUUAUCAGCUGUGGGGAUCCUGGUCCAAUUGCCAAUGGAAUAUACAUUGGAAAUGAGUUCAUAUUUAACAAAACCGUCCACUAUCGCUGUAACCCUGGGUAUGUGAUGGAGCCCCCUGGUUCAUCUACUCUACGCUGCAGCAAAGAUGGCACUUGGAAUCAGACCAAACCAAGCUGCAGAGUCAUCAUGUGUGGCCAGCCUCCAGCUAUCCGCAAUGGGCAAGUGGAGGGCUCAGACCUGCAGUGGGGUUCUAGUGUUACCUACAGCUGCUUUGAAGGAUACCAGUUGUCCUCUCCUGGAAUAGCCACAUGUGAAGGGAACGGCUCAUGGCGUGGCGAAAUCCCACAGUGUCUGCCGGUGUUAUGUGGAGAUCCAGGCUCCCCUGCAGAGGGCUUCAUAGAGGGCCGGCAGUUCACCUACAAAUCAGAGGUGUCAUUCUACUGCAGACCUCCAUUCCUGCAGGUGGGCUCCUCAAGAAGAGUUUGUGAGGCGGACGGUUCAUGGAGUGGAAUACAGCCUUCUUGCAUUGAUCCAUCCAGCAAUGCAUGUAAGGAUCCCGGAACCCCAUCAUAUGGAAUUCCAGUCCAGGCUCAGGGAUUUGAGGUCGGAAGUAAAAUUUUCUUCAGAUGUCGGAAAAACUAUCACAUCCUUGGCUCAACAACGAGAACGUGUUUAGAAAACUUAACAUGGAGUGGGAUGCAACCAGAGUGUGUUGCACAUGCCUGUAGGCAGCCUGAGACGCCAUCCCAUCUAGACGUGAAGGCUAUAGACCUGCCUACUCUAGGUUACACACUCAUGUAUACAUGCCAGAAUGGUUUCUACCUAUCUGGGGGAUCAGAGCACAGGACCUGCAAAGCAGAUGGGAGGUGGUCAGGCAAACCUCCAGUCUGCAAAGUUGGACCAAAAAUAAACAGCAAAUCAAAUGAGGAUCCAGACCUGCAGAAAAACAAAAUCCGUGUUCCUGCAGAUGUGUUCUCUUUGAACUCUGGUUGGGCUGGAUUCUAUGAGUACCUGGGAAAGAGACAGGCUGCCACAGUAAUAGUCAAUGCAUUCAAUGCCACCACCAGCCGGGUCAACGUCACUCUUCUGGAGCAGAGCGGGGUGCACAUUAAACUCUCUGGAACUUACAAGAAAGAAGAAAAUCAUCUAUUAUUAAAAGUUUACCAGAUAAGAGGCCCAACAGAACAAUAUUUUAGCAAAUUCAAAAAUGAUAACUGGGCAAUGGAUGGAUAUGUUACAGCAGAAACUGAGAAAAAAAUGUUUGUUUACCAAGGGCACAUUCAUAGCAAGGACUUUGGGAAGUUUCAGUUAACAAGACAAGGUCUUAUUACCACAGACAUGGAUCCGUCUAACCCUUACUACGGCACAAACAGCAGUUCUGUGGCAGCUGCCAUUCUAGUGCCCUUCUUUGCGCUUAUUUUAUCAGGGUUUGCCUUUUACCUCUACAAACACAGAACAAGACCAAAAGUUCAGUACAACGGAUAUGCAGGCCACGAGAACACUAAUGGACAAGCUUCAUUUGAGAAUCCCAUGUACGAUACAAACAUGAAGCCAACAGAGGCAAAGGCUGUGAGGUUUGAUACGACCCUCAAUACAGUCUGCACAGUAGUAUAGCCUUCAUUAUCAGCUCUGGACCGACCUGCCUCAUGG